CAAUGCACAGUCAAAAGUUAAAUGUCUGUUUCCAGGUGACAUUCCUUGAUGAAGGAGGAGAAGGCUCAGAAGGAAGAGUGUUGCAAGGAGAACGCCCCCGUGGUUCAGCCCUGGCAGCGUCUGCCAUUAGAAAUUGAUAAGGCAGGAAGCCAUGCAGAAGGCCUUUCCUCGGCCAAGGCCCUGCAGAGACCCCCCGCUGAGCUGGAGGCCGUGGCUCUCUCGAGAAGCCCUUGCGUGGAUUGAAAAGCUGAACUAACAGCACACCUCAAUGAGGAAUCCAGGUAUGGCUGUGUUUAAGCAACAGAAGGUAGAAGACAUUUAUGAGAUCGGAGAAGAGCUGGGAAGCGGCCAGUUUGCGAUCGUGAAGAAGUGCCGGGAGAAGAGCACGGGGGCGGAGUACGCUGCCAAGUUCAUCAAGAAGCGCCAGAGCCGGGGCAGCCGCCGCGGGGUGAGGCGCGAGGAGAUCGAGCGGGAGGUCAAGAUCCUACAGCAGGUCCUCCACACCAACAUCAUCGAGCUGCACGACGUCUACGAGAACAGGACGGACGUGGUCCUCGUCCUGGAGCUGGUGUCUGGAGGAGAACUUUUCGAUUUCCUGGCCCAGAAAGAGUCUUUGAGUGAGGAGGAAGCAACGCAGUUCAUCAAGCAGAUUCUGGAUGGCGUCAGCUACCUGCACACCAAGAAAAUUGCCCACUUCGAUUUAAAGCCCGAGAACAUUAUGCUGCUAGAUAAAAACAUCCCGAUCCCGCACAUAAAACUGAUCGACUUUGGUCUGGCCCAUGAAAUAGAAGAUGGAGUCGAAUUCAAAAACAUUUUCGGGACGCCGGAAUUUGUCGCGCCGGAAAUCAUUAAUUACGAAGCUCUCGGGCUGCCAGCAGACAUGUGGAGCAUAGGAGUUAUCACGUACAUACUGCUGAGUGGGGCAUCGCCGUUCCUUGGAGAGACCAAGCAGGAGACGCUGGCGAACAUCACCGCUGUGAACUACGACUUCGACGAGGAGUUCUUCAGCCACACCAGUGACCUCGCCAAAGAUUUUAUACGGAAGCUUCUGGUGAAAGAUACGCGGAAGCGUCUCUCAAUACAAGAAGCACUCACGCAUCCCUGGAUAAUGACUCACCAGUCCAGAGGAGAAAGCAAAACGCCGCCAAGCAAAUGCGCCGAGAACCGGCGGCUGAAGACCAAACGGCUGAAGGAGUACACUCUCAAGUGCCACUCCAGCAUGCCCCCGAACAACACGUACAUCAACUUCGAGCGCUUCUCCCGAGUGGUGGAAGACCUCUCCGGGAUGGAGCAGGGCUUCAGCGCUAUGGCCGCGUCCCACGAUUCCUUGCAGGAGGACCUGGACGCCCUGGUCUCCAUUUACGACGAGAAGGAAGCCUGGUACAAAGAGGAGCACGAACACGUCAGGCACGAACUUUCCCAGCUGAAGUACGAGUACCGGAAGGUGGAGUCCCUCAAGAAGCACCUGCAGGAAGACGUCCAGGCCGUCGGGGCCAGCCUGACCAGCAUCGCGGGGAAGUACCUGGAUCUGCAGUCCCAGUUCGAGGCCCUCAGCAAGGAGCUCUCGGAGGAACUCAGGUGGCUUCAGGACUGGACUGGCACUCUGCAGCUAGACCACGGGCCCCACAGCCUGGGCAGCCUCAGCUCUGCCUGCGACAGAGACAUCGGCGAAUCUCUGACGCAGCUGUUGAGCAGGUCUUGCUGUGAGGAAUUCCUGGCUGCUUUGAAUGUGGGGGUCCCAAAAGCAAGCUAGUGAGAUUGCUGGGGUGGAGUCUUAGUGGACUGAAAGUGCCUUGCUCUGCAUAUGCGGAAGGGGCUCGAGAGGGAGCUUCCUUCUUUCCAACAGACAAUAAACACAGAUCAUCUAAUCGAAAGUGUUGGUGCAUGUCUGUGAAUGCACCAGCAGCCAACAGAUAAACGCCAGGCCAUGGUGAGGCGGGAGUCUGUCAUUAACCUGGAAAACUUCAGGAAGCAGUACGCCAGAAGGCGGUGGAAGCUCGCUCAAAGCAUCGUC
Sphaerodactylus townsendi is the source of this 2014-nucleotide messenger RNA. RefSeq names its product death associated protein kinase 2 (gene DAPK2). Gene Ontology annotation, biological process: intracellular signal transduction; protein phosphorylation; positive regulation of apoptotic process. NCBI's taxonomy places the organism in Eukaryota, Metazoa, Chordata, Lepidosauria, Squamata, Sphaerodactylidae. The transcript has 12 exons. Bases 269 to 1753 code for a protein of 494 amino acids. Gene Ontology annotation, molecular function: ATP binding; protein serine/threonine kinase activity. Gene Ontology annotation, cellular component: cytoplasm; nucleus. The record is from RefSeq and is a predicted model, not a curated record.